AUGGAGGACUACGAGGUCUUUGAACAGUUCUUCACUCAGGAGGGCCGUCUGGCCUCCUUUCAGUCGGCGCAACCCACAACAGGCCGCAAGACAACGGGGAAAGGCAAAGCCUCCAAGGCCUUGACCUGGCCGCACAAGGGAAUCGAUGCAGAUUCUCUCGCCCGCGCUGGGUUUUACUUCAAUCCUGCCCCCGACUACCCUGACAACACCGUAUGCUUUUUAUGCCAUAAGAUGGUAGGAGGCUGGGAAGAUGGCGAUGAUCCAAUCGUAGAACACCUGCGCUUGUCACCCAACUGUGGCUGGGCAAUCGUCGCAGCAAUUGAGGCACGUACAGGAGACUACAACACUGAAGACCCGAGUCUUCCGCACAUGAUAGACGCAAGAAAAGCCACAUUCGGUGAUCGGUGGCCGCAUGAGGGAAAGAGGGGAUGGAAGUGCAAGACCAAGCAGAUGGUCGACGCCGGCUGGAAAUACACCCCGACUCUCGAAUCGGACGACAUGGCAACCUGUACCUACUGCCAAUUGGCAUUGGAUGGAUGGGAACCCAGCGACAAGCCCAUGCACGAACAUUACAAGCGAUCACCCGAAUGUCCAUUCUUCCUUUUGAUCAAUCAAUACCAGCAGGCUCCCAAGAAGACUGGCAGGGGUAAAGGAGCUAGAGCCUCCAAAGCAUCACGACUGUCGUCCCAAUCUGUAGCAACUGUUGCAUCCGAGGCACCAUCAACAUUAGACCAGCCUGCCGACUACGAGGAUAGUGUCAUGACAACUGCAUCAGUUGCAACAACUGGGGGCACAAAGAAAGGACGCGCAAAGAAGGCCACAACCACCGCCAAGGGUAGAAAAACCAAAGCCAAAAAGGAAGAGCCAGCUGAGGUGUUGGAAGAACCUCUCGAGGACGAUCUACCUCCGCCACCGAAACCCGCGCGAGGACGCAAGAGAGCUAGCGACGCAAUGGACGAUUCCGUCCUGACCAAUGCGGAAGCACCCGCACCCAAGAAGCGCGCAACUCGCGGCCGCCCCAGCAACACAGCAAAUGAGCCAUCUGUGAUCGAACCUCAGCCAGUAGAAGAUAUGACGGACGCGUCUCCCGCCCCACCUGCAAAGACCACGAAAAAGAAGGGCACCAGGACAUCAAAGAGCACUAGAAAGGUAUCGACAGCAUCCACCAUGUCAAACAAUUCUUUCCACAAUGCCGCAGAGGAGUUUCCGGACGACGAGGAACUGGAUCGACAACUGCAGGCGGAUAUGGAGAGACCGCUCUCCGACGAUGAGAUGAUCACGGCCGAUUCUGACUCGGAACGUAAGAAGGCCCCUGCGAAAGCCAAGGGGAAGAAGACGACAGCCAAGAAAGCAGCUCCGGUUGUCGAAGAGUAUACAUCGGAUGAUCAUGCCAUGUUUGAGCCGGCGCCCGCUGAGAUGAACGAUGCCGAUGCAUCUGCCGAGCUGAGACAACUUCAAGAGCAGAUGGCUGCUGAAGAGCAGGAGCCAUUACAAGUUCCCAAGAAGGGGCGCAAGGCGGGCACUAGAAAGGCAUCAAAGCAGACCAAGGCGCAAAAGGCACAGAAGGCAGCUCCCGAGCCCGAGACACAACCAGAUGCAGAGCCUUCCACCGUCCUCGAGGAUACCACAAUGGAUCAAAACGAUAUCAGUGCUAUUAGCAGUGGCACUGUUGUCAAGCAGUCUAUGGUAGCAGCUCCAGCACCGAAAAAGCGUGGCCGUCCAAAGAAAAACAGCACACAAGCUGCUCCACCCCCACCUAUCCCCCAACCAGAGCCUGAACUAGCCACCGAGGAUACACAGAUCAAGCUGCCCGCCGAGGUCGAUCAAGUCGAUUUUGCCGAUCCCUUGGAGAAGGCUGCGACACCCAGGGUCAGCUUAGGGCCUAGCAAGCCGAGAAAGAAGUCACUGCCACCCCCACCGGUACCCGAGGACGAACUUCAAGCACCCACUACACCUGGGCCUGCUGUUUCUGCUACGCCAGCCGCCAGGCAGGCUACCAUCUCGCCGUCACAGUCGCCACAGUCUUCGGACGCAGAAAACCAGCCACCUUCGUCUAGGCCAUCCAAUACAUCUGCAUCGAGCCGUGUUGGCCUGGUUCCCGAAGCCACUACCCCUGUCCAAUCGUCGCCCACCAAGCGCAAUGACAAUUUCCUUGUCGCUCUUCAAAGCAACAAGCCAUGGUCGCCUAUUGACAUUGACCUCAUCUUUGAGGAGCUUGGAAAGGAGAAUGCCGUUCCGGGAUCAAACCUGCUUAAGGGGUUGCAGCUUACUAGCCCUGAACAGAAGAUGACUGUCGAGGAAUGGAUCCAUCACAAUGCGAACCUGGCGGAACAACGGCUCAAGGUGGAAUGUGAAAUGAUGGUGUCCAAAUUUGAGAAUGCGGGUGGACAGGCCAUGAGAUCAUUAGAAGAGCUGAUCGUGGAGCAAUAA
Pestalotiopsis fici W106-1 is the source of this 2430-nucleotide messenger RNA. RefSeq lists its product as uncharacterized. The transcript is spliced from 4 exons. The coding region runs from base 1 to 2430 and encodes 809 amino acids. NCBI's taxonomy places the organism in Eukaryota, Fungi, Ascomycota, Sordariomycetes, Amphisphaeriales, Sporocadaceae. The record is from RefSeq and is a predicted model, not a curated record. Gene Ontology annotation, molecular function: DNA binding.